UAUGGAGGAGAAUCGUAUUAGAUUCCUGGUAGGGGCUAUAUACGAUGUGUUACCAACCACCCAGAACCUAAAACUGUGGGUAAAUGGGGACCCAUCAUGCCCAUUGUGUUCAGGUACCACAAACUUAAAGCAUAUUUUGUCAGGCUGUAAAGUUUGCUUGUCACACAAGGCCAGUAUACAUGGUGACAUAACUAGGUGUUUAAAAGUUUAGCUGCAGGCAUCGAAGGGAAACAAAGACAGGCAGAUUCAGAAGAUUUUAAGAAUAGGAGUUUAGCAAUUCAGUUUGUCCAUGAGGGGGAGAAAUACAGAAGUGUAGUACAGUAGUAAGGAGGCAAGGGUGUGGCCGCCUAGAGGGUGCUUGUGAUUGGGAAAUGCAAGUAGAUUUAGGGGGAAAGCUUGUUGUUCCGCAGGAAAUAGUUUGUGCCACUCAGAGGCCUGACAUAGUGUUGUGAUCAGUGACUCAAUGGAUAGUUUAUUUCAUUGAGCUGACAGUUCCUUGAGAAGACUCAGUGGAAGAAGCCUAUGAAAGAAAAAAGCUUAGGUAUGCAGACUUAGGAGCAGAAGCUGAGCAGAGAGGGUGGAAAACUAGAAUUUGUCCAGUGGAAGUGGGGUGUAAUGUCAGGUGGGGGCCAGCAGGGGGACCUACUAAGCAGGGUACAUAACUCCUUGAGAUCAGGUGGAGAGAUGCACCAAUCAGUCCUCUCAGGAUAAACUCCAGGAAGAGGAAGGUUAAUUAAAUGUGGGAGUGGCCUAUUUGAGUCCCUUUUGUUUGAGACCAUGCUGCAAGGUGAGUGUGUGGCUGAUUCUGCGACUUUAUCUUCUCUAUCUCUUUUAACUUUAGCCUUUAACAACAGCUGCCCAGCUGUUGUUAAAGGUCCCCAACAGCCCAGCCUUUUUGAUAUUUUCUCUAUAGAGACGUUACCACAACAGAGUAAAAAGGGAAAAAUGCCGGCGUGAAACAGCAGAGGCACUUUAUCAACCUGUCUAGGUUGCGUGAAACACAGCGGACCCUUUUCUACAGCUUUUACUGCGGACAAUGGCUUCAAUUAACGGUCCAGCUGCUGACGAUUCCGGAGUUGAAAACCGUGCCCCUGCACCCCGCCGCAGCAGCCCUGCAGCACAAAGACGCACACUUUCGUUGAAAAGGCGCAGAACAGACCCUCCAGCCUCUGCUGCUAGAGAUUUUAUACCUGCACAGCGCAGGCCACUGAGACCCCUCCAUCAGUUUUCUAGCGGGUUUAACACUGCCUGGGCGAUUCACCAGGACUACCCGGCUGAAAAUUUCCAGAGGGUUACACCGUCAGGACAAGGAUUUCUCACUGCUCAACCGCCUGAGCUGACGGCCACGCAAGAAACAAGUGCCGCGGUAGCUGCGUUACUGGUUGUCCAGGGAUUAUCUGCGGGUGAAGCGGGGAGCGCACUAGGAUCGGGCGGUGUAGAACCGGCUCCAAAGGCUGUUGAGGAGUGCUUCAACGGCACAUUCGAGGAGGUCGGGGAGUCUGUGAACUCGUUUCCUAACGGUCGAGAGGAAGUCGGCGGAACAGCGGACGCCCAGCAGCGUGAGAGGGCAUCGAUCAGUGAGGAACACGGGCCAUCUCCUCCUCCUCCUCCUCCGCGCCGUCGGCUAUUUCACGAGGGAAUAUCUACAGAGGCUUUGUGGAGCCAGCAGGAGUCGCUCUUCCCACCACAGGACACCAGCCUACAGCAUCAGCACGAACAGAGUGGACCAAUAAAUGCAGCAUACAGUGAGGCACGUGAGGUGCUGGAGCAGCAGGCAGAGCCAGCUGAUGACCCUGGACCCCCAUCAAAGAAAGCAAGGGACUCUUGUGCUCUGGCUGAUCUCCUGUGGAACACAUACACUCCAGUAGCAGUGUCCAGAACCGCAAAUGACAAGGCAUUAGAUGAGGUGAUGAGAAAUUCGGAAAAAGGCCGAAAUAUGCAAAAAAGUUUUUAUGCUUGGAGGGGGUGGAAAUGUCUGCCUAUCGAUAUUAGGAAAAUGCAACUUUUAGCAAUGGAAACAGAUUUAGCAAAUAAACAAUGACGUAGGCUACCGAAUCCUACUUCUACUUCACACACACCUGUGUGAACUUAGAGAGAGGUAAUUACUCCAGUGUCAGGUAGGCUAUUUCACAACUUACCUGAAUAGACUGGAUGUGUUGAAUACCACUGCAUCAUGUGCGCUGCCUGGUGUACCAACACAGACAUUAGGGAUGUCCCGAUCCGAUAUUUAGAUCGGUAUCGGCCGCCAAUAUUAGCAAAAAACGGGCAUCGGCAUCGGAUCGGACUGCAUGGAAAAAUGACGCUCCAUGAACUCCGAUCCAGUUUUUCACGGAGUCCGUGCCAGGUUUUCCGGCCAGCCCAGCGCUCCGCGAUUCAAGCAGUCCAUUCCAGUGAUCCGCUCCAGCUCUUACUAUCAAUCCACCAGGCCAGCAUGCAGACGGCAGAUACACAGAGGGUAGGAAGAGUAGCGGUCAAUUUAGUUAACUGACUAUUUGUUUUCUGCUGUUUUUUGUUUCUUGUGUUGAUUCAUUUUCUAUUUAUUAAGGUGCCAAAGCAGUCAAAGCAAACCAGCUAUAUUUUUUAUUUAAUGUUAAUGUUCAAGUUUAAAGUUUGUUUAUUUAACCCUGUUAACAAUAAACAGGUCAGUUUCUCAUACCAACUGUUGUGGAUCAUUCUAACUAACCUGAUUAAGUAGUUGUUCUUUGCUUGAUCAAACCUUUUCUGACAUGACUGACAACAAAAUAAGUGAAUAUGUAUAAUAUAUGCUUGGAUCGGAUCGGUAUCGGUAUCGGCCAAAACACAAGGCUGUAAUAUUAGUAUCGGAUCGGUAGUGAAAAAGCUGGAUCGGGACAUCCCUAACAGACAUCACGGCAUUAUGUAGGCUACGCCGACAACGCUGAUAUGAGUGUGAUGAGAGCUCUCACAAUAGCCAAGAAGUUCCCAAGGAAUCUCUCCAUCUCGUUGUAGUCAUAGAUGUGCCGGUAAUUGUUUACAUUAGUUGUGGACAUGAGACGCUCUCAAUGACGUCAUCUCAUGGCACCCUCUUCUUCUACGGGUGUUUUUUGCAUUUUCAUUUUUUAUGAGAAGCGCCACCUUCUGCUCGACCUGUUGACUCCCAAUACUCGCAAAACAAUAAUGAAUGGAACCGUGCAUAAAUUUGUAUUUUCUUUGGCGCAUUUUCACAAAAUUCGCUUAAAAUUUUCGAUACAUUUGGAUGGAAACCCAACUAUUGUCACAGCCCAGAGAAGUGCACUGAGGCCUGAACAUGUAGACCAGCUGAUUUUCCUAAACAAAAAUCUACAUGUGCACAUCUAGUAUGUAACCAGAAAUGAAGGCACUUAAUUCUGAUGUGUUAUUGUUCAAUAAUGUUAUGUGAGUUAUAUCACAGUUUCAAGAGUAAAGUAUAAGUAUAAAUAUAAUUCUACAUACAACAUUACAUUACAUUUAAAGUUUACAUGCACUUUAGUUUUAAUAGAGUACUGUUGUUUUUUACUUUUGUACUCCAUACUCAGCAUUAGUAAUAUUGUGUUAAUGCUUUGUAUUCAGAUGUUUUAUUGCUCAGAAAUGUUGUAUGAGUUACAACACAAUUGCCAAGAGAAUAGAAAUAUAAUUUAAGUAUGCACUUAAGUUUUAAUACAGUAUUGUCAUAUUUUUUUACUUUUGUACUCCAGCACACAUAUUAUUGUGCUAAUUCUUUAU
Molecule: messenger RNA, 3699 nt
Organism: Epinephelus fuscoguttatus (brown-marbled grouper)
Lineage: Eukaryota; Metazoa; Chordata; Actinopteri; Perciformes; Serranidae
Exons: 8
Coding region: 1037-2041 (334 amino acids)
Source: RefSeq, a predicted model, not a curated record